AUGACCAAAGUGAUUAUUGUCGGUGUUGGAGGUCCCUCCUGCUCCGGGAAAACGACGGCCGCUAAAACCCUCCACAGCUUGUUCAAAGGGUCGUUGUUAAUCCACGAGGACGACUUUUAUUUCUCAGAUACUCAGAUCCCGUUUGAUGAAGCCAAGGGCGAACAGGACUGGGACUGCCCGGAGGCGCUUAACUUCACCCAGUUCCUCCAGGCAUUGGCAGAGAUCAGGCAAAACGGCGAGUUGCUGGAAGAGAUUGCGUCCCUUGAACCCGAUGUCAAGCUCCUGGUCAGUGCCUCCGAGGUGGCGGAAAUCUCUGCCCGCAUCCAGCAAGCGUUCCCUCCGCACAAAUACAAGUUUGUCUUUGUCGAUGGUUUCAUGCUCUACCACGAUCCCGUAAUUGUCAACUCUUUAGACAUCCGCUUGUUCCUCCACGCUUCCUACGCCACCUUGAAGCAGCGUAGAGAGGGACGUGAGGCGUACAUUACGAAGGAAGGUACGUGGCAAGACCCUCCUGGGUAUUUCGACAAGAUGGUAUGGCCCGCAUACGAGAAGUCGCACAAACACCUUUUCGUGAAUAACGACACGGCUGGAAGGCUUACGGAAGAGGCCAAGUCGGGGUUGAGCAUCAAGGAUUGUGCCACCGAUAAAGUGGGGCUCUUUCAGAUCAUCACCUGGGCCGUCACCGAGAUCCUUGGGUCUUUGGAAAAAUAG
Messenger RNA from Babjeviella inositovora NRRL Y-12698, 711 nucleotides. RefSeq names its product ribosylnicotinamide kinase. Gene Ontology annotation, cellular component: cytoplasm. The record is from RefSeq and is a predicted model, not a curated record. The transcript is spliced from 3 exons. The coding region runs from base 1 to 711 and encodes 236 amino acids. NCBI's taxonomy places the organism in Eukaryota, Fungi, Ascomycota, Pichiomycetes, Serinales.